Molecule: messenger RNA, 2760 nt
Organism: Oncorhynchus nerka (sockeye salmon)
Lineage: Eukaryota; Metazoa; Chordata; Actinopteri; Salmoniformes; Salmonidae
Gene: zbtb33
Product: zinc finger and BTB domain containing 33
Exons: 2
Coding region: 288-2198 (636 amino acids)
Biological process (GO): regulation of transcription by RNA polymerase II
Molecular function (GO): RNA polymerase II cis-regulatory region sequence-specific DNA binding; DNA-binding transcription factor activity, RNA polymerase II-specific; protein binding
Source: RefSeq, a predicted model, not a curated record
UUAAGCAAUGUCGCUGGCUUAAAAAAUAAUAAUUGAGGUCUGUAUUAAUUAUCUCAAAUAAUGCCAUUGAGCAUAUCUAGUUGCAAACGUUUGAAAUGCAGCAAAUGUGUAGCUCUCGCUACAUGGAACUAUUUUGACACAGAGUUGUUGCGACUCCUGUUGGCCAUGCAUGAACUAGCAGUAGGUCACACCGACCGUAACAAGGAGAUUGACGUUUUGUUGUCUACAACCAUCUACCGAUACUUCGUUUGGAAAGAACAUCAAUCAUACGGCUUGGCGUUGCAGGGAUGUCGGGCCUAAAGCUGAUCUCUGCAACUGACACCCGAUAUUCAGGAACGGUGCUGAAGUCGAUGAAUAGACAACGAAAUAACGGAUUGUUCUGCGACGUCACCAUAAUUAUACAGGACCGUAAAUUUCGAGCGCACAAAAACAUAUUGUCGGCGUCGAGUACUUAUUUCCACCAACUUUUCUCAGUGGCUGGACAGGUGAUUGAGUUGAAUUUCAUAAAGGCGGAAAUCUUUGAGGAAAUCCUGAAUUACAUUUACAGUUCCAAGAUUGUCCGCGUUCGCUCUGACAUGCUCAAGGAGCUUAUCAAUGCUGGGCAGAUGUUGGGGGUGAAGUUCAUUGCGAAUCUAGGCGUACCGCUCUCACAAGUCAAGGGCCUACCUGGCCUGUCCAAAGACACGGAAAACAAUGAGGUGAGCUCUGUGGACAAAAACAGUACAGAGCCAACGAUGCCCAUUAUCACAGAGUCCUUUUCACUGUCUGCAGAGGAGUUCAACCAGACUGACCGAAGUACGGAUCAGGACUCAGACGAUGACAUUAUGUUUGUGUCCAAAACGGACGCCAUCAAAAAAUGCAAGCCCUCUGAAAUCAUUGAUUUGGAUGCACCCGAAACAGAGGAAGCCUCUGUGACAAAGCAACCGGGAGAGGCCAGACCCCCUGCUUUGACAAAGGACCAAGAGAGAACGGUCAAAGCAGCCCCACACCUUAACAGCUCCUCUCAGACCCUACGAGAGCACAGUCCUCUGAACAUCCCUAUGGUGUCCCCUGACACCAGUUCCAAUAUUCCAUCUUCACCUGCUGUAGCCUCGUCUUGCAGCACAUCCACAAUGCCGGCUAGAAUUGGCACUUUCAUCCCCAAACUCCACAGCACCUCCCUGCCCUCAGAAACCCCAGAGAUAAUAGGGAUCCAUAAGAAGCAGGUCACACUAGCUAAAAAGGGCAACUUAAAAAUCAAGCUCUCGGAUGUGACGUCACCAGGCGGAUUCAUCAAUGAGGCAGGCAUUAGCAUUCCCCAAGCGGCUGCAGCUGCAAAGAAGACAAUCACACUAGAUAAGGCCUCAGAGCUCGGCUCACUUUCUCCAGGCUGCAAGGUGUAUGCCAAUAUCGGGGAGAACACAUAUGACAUUGUCCCCAUGAAGGACGAUCCCGGGGAGGGAGAUUCUAAAAACAGUAGAGGGGCAAAGAGGUCUCUGAUGGCCACACCUCUUCAACCUUUCAACACCUCUCAACUGCCACAGGGUGCUUCGAGCAAGAAGAAGGCCAAAAGCGAGCAGGAAGAUCACUACGAGCUCAUCAUGGACGGGAAGACCUUUUUUGUGUGCGUGGUCUGUAAGCGUCCCUACGUGUGCCUGACGAGCCUCCGGCGCCACUUCAACACCCACUCUUGGGAGAAGAAGUACCCAUGCCACUACUGUGACAAGGUGUUCGCCCUGGCUGAGUACCGGACGAAACACGAGAUCCACCACACGGGUGAGCGGAGGUACCAGUGCCUGCUGUGCAACGAGAUGUUAAUCAACUACCAGCUACUGUCAACUCACUGCAAACAGGCCCACAACCAAGACCCGUCUGGGAGGAAACAGAAGGACGUCACCGACAACAACUUGUACCGCCUGCUUCCUUGCAAAACGGUGCAGUUCAAGACCUACUCAUAUGAGACGGACGGUUCAGAUCCAGGAGGGGUCCCUAUUAUCCAAGAGGAUGGGAGUGUCCAGCACAUUAACCCUGGAAGGGGGCAGCCCAACCCACUACCGUUACAGUCCACCCACGGCAAGAUGUUAAACUGGGAUGACAUAUUUGUGACGCCUGAGGCACAGCCUCGACCAGCUGCGCACGCCCACCGAACAGGGAGCCACCCCAUCCAACCUCCCCCAGGCUCGUCAGAGUUUGAGUUUGUCAUACCAGAGACCUACUGAGCAGGGUGGCUCACCGAUCUGUGCCUUGUCAGUGGGGUCCCCUUCUCGAAUUCUGUUUCCUGGGUCCAUGUCAAAUAUCAUCCAUGUUGUCUUUUUCAAAUGUUCAACAGUUGUUUUGUAGGAAGUUCCUAUGUGCACUAGCUAACCCAUCUGGGGUGUAGUAUGACUUUUUUGUUCUUAUCAUGCUCGUCAUUGAACUGUCUAUUGUCUCAUUGUAUUUCUACUGACGCUUUUUAAUGGUAAAUAUUUCCAAGAACUUUGGAGUGCUCAUGCUGUUCAACAGAAGGACCCUCAAUCUAGUCAUAUAAAUGUAUUUAUUGUUGGUACAUAUUUUUAUUUUAUGAUUUUUUUUUUAUAGAGGCAAAAUAUGUUAUGCCUUUGAGAAGAUAAUGUACAGUUUAUUUUCAAACCACAGAGAUUGGAUCAGGAUGUGGGAUAUUGAUGGAAUUAAUUGAUACUGAAACAAUGCUCUUUCUGCACACAGGGAUUCAGAUACCAGCUCAUUGAUGGGAUACAUUGCUUCAAAUACCAUAUGUGUUGAUUAAAAUCUGGAUUGUUCAAA